AUGAAUGAAGAAAGCCCUGUUUAUUAUGGCCGCACAGUCAACAAAGUAUACAAUCAAGAAUUUAUAAUCGACCGCCGAUUCAAAAUCAUCAAGGAACUAGGCCACGGAGCUUACGGUAUAGUGUGCUCUGCUAAAUACGAUGACGGAUCAACAGACUCUUCAACAGCCUCGGCUAGCAGCGCAGGUGAUGGCAGCAACUUGUCAUCUUCUGCAGAUGGCUCCUACGUCGCCAUAAAAAAGAUCACCAAUAUCUUUAGCAAAAAAAUCCUAUGCAAACGAGCAUUGCGAGAAAUUAAACUCCUACAAUUCUUUAGAGGCCACAAGAACAUCACUUGCUUGUAUGACUUGGACAUUAUCCCUAACCCAUUAACAGGAGAGUUUAAUGAAAUUUACGUUUACGAGGAAUUGAUGGAAUGCGAUAUGCACCAGAUCAUCAGAUCGGGACAACCAUUAACAGAUCUGCACUAUCAAUCAUUCAUCUACCAGAUCUUGUGUGGACUCAAAUAUAUACACUCGGCCGAUGUGCUACACAGGGACUUGAAGCCGGGUAACUUAUUGGUGAAUGCCGAUUGCGAGUUAAAAAUCGGUGAUUUCGGUCUUGCAAGAGGGUUUUCUGAAGACCCUGAACAGAAUCAAGGAUUCAUGACAGAGUAUGUUGCUACACGGUGGUAUAGAGCACCCGAGAUUAUGUUGAGCUUUAGCAAUUACACCAAGGCAAUCGAUGUAUGGUCAGUAGGAUGUAUACUCGCCGAGCUUUUGGGCGGUAAGCCAUUGUUUAGAGGCAAAGACUAUGUCGACCAGUUGAAUCAAAUAUUGAUGAUUUUGGGUACACCUCCAGAAGAUACUUUGGUCAAAAUUGGUUCACAAAGGGCACAGAAUUAUGUGCGCUCGUUGCCAUACAUGAAAAAGAUUAGCUAUUCACAAUUGUUUCCUAAUGCCAACCCACUAGCCCUCGAUUUAUUGGAAAAAAUGUUAACCCUAGACCCACAUGAAAGAAUAAGUGUUAAUGAUGCACUAAACCACAAGUACCUCGAAAUAUGGCACGAUCCAAGAGAUGAACCCGAGUGUCAAAUCAAGUUUGAUUUCAAGAGUUUUGAAACAUUUGAAGAAUUGGACGAUAUGAAACAAUUAAUAAUGGAGGAAGUCAAAGGCUUUAGGGAAUUUGUACGGAAACCAAUUGAAGAACAACAACAAAUCCAAUUGCAAUAUCAAAUGAAACAAAAACAGCGACAAGAAGAGGAAAGAAAACAAUCUCAACGAUUUAGAAACCAAGAAACGCAACCUUCCUAUAGUAAUGUUUCAAUCGAUGUUAAUAACUCGAACCAGUCGAGGGGAAGAGAUGGUUAUGAACAAGCAGAGAGACGAGAGGAAGAUGCAUACCCUAGACCACAGGAAUUGACUGACUUUUCAUUCUCCAACUUAGAACUGGCUGGUAUUGCCAGUGGUGGUAGUGGUAGUGGUCUUGGUAGUGGUAUCGGGGGUAUUAAUCAUCAUCAAAAUCAUUCCAAUCUCAAUAACAAUCAAUAUGACCUGCGUAUGCAUGACGAAUACGACCAAGGAGAUUUCGAGUUCAAUCCUUCGGUAUUGGGUGCAGACUACUACAAGUUAGAAGAAGAUCUCGGGUUUGGUCUUGAUGGAAAUACUCUUGACUUUAAUUAG
Molecule: messenger RNA, 1659 nt
Organism: Lodderomyces elongisporus
Lineage: Eukaryota; Fungi; Ascomycota; Pichiomycetes; Serinales; Debaryomycetaceae
Gene: MKC1
Product: mitogen-activated serine/threonine-protein kinase
Exons: 1
Coding region: 1-1659 (552 amino acids)
Biological process (GO): intracellular signal transduction; protein phosphorylation
Cellular component (GO): nucleus; cytoplasm
Molecular function (GO): MAP kinase activity; ATP binding
Source: RefSeq, a predicted model, not a curated record